AUGAUGCAGAUUGAUCGCAAUACCUACUCACCGAGUAAUCACCACCCUUUCCAGCUCUUCCCUCAGCAAUCUCUCGACGGCAAUUCGAACACGAAUAACACCUUCAGCCAGUCCACGUCGCUCUCGACCUUAGAUACUGCCGCCGCCGCUAUCGCCGCUACUCAGCGAUACAGGACGCCCGCGACGCCCUCGACACAACAAAGCUUUGACGGGGGAAACAAUAGCCAGAGCCUAAGCCAGGUUCCAGACUUGAUGCCGUCAGAUGCGUGGAUGCUUCAUAGCAGUCAACCAACUCCGAGGCCAACACAUCGCUUCAACCACCAACGCGAAUCCUCGCUAUCGUCGCUUGGAUCUAACGGUCCGGCAUCGCCAUAUAAUGGCAACACGUCAAAUCCACAUAUUGCCGUGCAAGAUUCAGGUAACGACGGGUACCACGACAUAGGAGGUGGCGAGAACACCUACACAUACAGCAUGGGAAAACCGAUGUCCAUCGGUCAGCACAUGCCGCGCGAUGUAUCCUCGGUUGAUGGCUUGUCAAACCUAGCGAAUCAGCAGCAACAGAAGCAAAGGGGUGACCGAGGCUUAGCUCCGGCUCCUGAAUUGUCGAUUGGCGGUGGAAAUUCUUCAGCCAGAUCUCACCCCGUCUCGGUGGCGAGUUCAGUUGCAGGUGACUCACCCGCGACACCGUCGUUCCACGAAUCCGAAGACGAUUGCCGAAGAGCAAGGAAUGUUUUUCAUACCCAACAAGUUCCUAAACUAGAUCGCACUAUGACCGACAUCUAUAGCGACGAGCUAUACAGCCCUAACUUCACUAUAACGUCAGCUUCUCCACCGCCUCAGACCCAAAUGGCGAUGUCACCUAGUAACGACUUGUUCGCUCAGAGGCUCCAGGCUGCCAACAGUCAACAUCUGAGCGCAGUGCAAUCACCCGUCUCAAGCACAUCGCGAGAUGACCAGUCUCCAUUCCGACAAGGUUCGCCUUACGCCUCUGUUCUCGGCGAAUUUCCCCAAGUGGGCGUAGAACAAAUGCAGCAUAUCGGAUCGGCUCGACAAAUCAACCAGCGGUUGAAGGCUGAAAGAGACGACAAGGAACUACAACAACAUAUGGCGCGCAACUCUGCGCAGCAACAAGGUACACCAAACACGAUCUCGCCAAAGGAUGCGUUGCUCGACUUCAACGAGUCGGAUGACGGUUCUAGCAUCCCUCUGUUUCAACCGCAUGAGAUCAAUAGUUACAACAUGGAGCCUACCAAGAACGGCACCACAAACGCAGCGCCUAGGACUAUCUCACAACAGUCGAGCCCGUCCUUCCAGUCGAUGGCAUCGACACCAAUACAGGCUGCAUUUAAUUUCUCCAUGCCUAGCAAUAUUCAAUUACCGCAGCAGUAUCCUUUCCUAGGACACCGACAUCAGCAGCAGCAGCAUCAGCAGCAAUCUUCGACCCCUGCGCCCUCAACAUAUUCACGGGUAAGCUCGGCUGAAGCCAGCAACUCAGAGGGCGGCGAUGUUCCGAGUCAGAAACCAGCGGGAGCCAGCGCAGACGGAGGCACCUACACGUGCACAUAUCACGGCUGUACGCUACGAUUCGAGACACCACAAUUACUACAGAGACACAAGCGCGAGGGACAUCGACAAGCCAACGCCCUAAGCCACAUUAGGUCCCCGAUCAAUACGAGUGGACUUCCCGGUAGUAUGCUUAACAGUCAGGCUGGACCGCAUAAAUGCGAGAGGACAAACCCGAGCACGGGAAAGCCAUGCAAUACGAUCUUUUCCAGGCCCUACGAUCUUACGAGACACGAAGACACGAUUCACAACGCACGCAAGCAAAAAGUCCGGUGUGAUCUCUGCACAGAAGAGAAGACGUUUAGUCGGGCAGAUGCGCUCACAAGGCAUUACCGCGUCUGCCACCCUGAUGUAGAGUUCCCGGGGAAGCACCGGAGGCGCGGUGGUGGCGCCGCAUGA
Molecule: messenger RNA, 1962 nt
Organism: Daldinia caldariorum
Lineage: Eukaryota; Fungi; Ascomycota; Sordariomycetes; Xylariales; Hypoxylaceae
Exons: 3
Coding region: 1-1962 (653 amino acids)
Biological process (GO): regulation of transcription by RNA polymerase II
Cellular component (GO): nucleus
Source: RefSeq, a predicted model, not a curated record